UGCCACGCUGGUCAAGUCACUCAGUGUGUCGCUGCCUCCCGUAGUGACAGUGUGAGCCUAGAUACAGUGCCACAGUGGUCAGUCAGUGUGCCACCUCUUCCCUUAGUGACAAACUCAGUGCAGAGACCUCACCAGUGGUAUAGACUUAACUGUCUCCUCAAAAGAACUUGAUCUAGGAUCUGGAAAGAACUUAUGCAAAUCCUGGAGUGUUGAGUAAGCCUCUGGAACCCACCCACAUUAUUGUGAAGAACUGAAUGACUAACUCAGCAUUUUGGAGCCAUAGCAAUGAGGUGAUGUGGUGGUGGUGAUAUGAAGAUGGAACACACAUGACAGGUGGAAACAGCUCUCACAGUGAGGCUGAAGAGACUGUACUCGUAAGUGGACUACAACACCCACAUAGAAUCCACACAACACCACUAGUUCCAUCUGGAGUGUAGGUGGACUGUAACACUCACACAACACCAUCAAUUCUAUCCAGAGAGUGUAAGUGGACUGCAACAGCCAUACAUCAUCCACACAACACCACCAAUUCCAUCCAGAGAGUGUAGGUGGACUGCAACACUCACACAACACCACCAUUUCCAUCCACAGAGUGUAGGCAGACUGCAACACCCACACAGCACCGACACAACAUCCACACAUCACCACCAACCCCAUCCAGACUUUUUUUCAACUUUCCUUCACCACCAAAAUGAGUACAACAGAGGCCACAACCUUGGACUCACACGCCCCCGACUGGGCAUAUCUGGUGACAGCCAUUGCUGCCAUCAUCAUCUCCAUCCUGGGCUUUUUUGGUAACUUGCUAACUAUCCUGGCACUGCCACAUGCCCGUCGCCUGCGCCACUCUGCCACAUGGCUGGUGGUGAACCUAGCGGUGGCAGAGGGAGUGUUUUGUGUUACCAUCCUCCCCAUCUCUGCUGCUCAUCUACUGCAUAUGCUGUACACUGGCCAGCCUCUAUUUGAUAAGACUGGCUGCAGUGUUUUCGUGUUUCAGCGUUACGUCAACAUUCAAGCUGAGCUACUUUCUAUCGCUGCCAUUGCUAUCAAUAGAUGUGUGCUCAUUGCCAUGCCCAAGUCAUACCCAAAUGUGUUCUCGAGCCGCAAGACAGUUGGAAUUAUUGCCGGCAUCUGGCUGGUCUCCAUUGCCAUCAUGCUCAUUCCUCUGCUCAAGGUGUAUGGGGAGUUCACAUACAAUGACAACACAGAAGAGUGUGACUUUGAUGACGAAGUGCCCCAAGGGAAAACACCAAGGAAAGUGUUCCUCUCCCUGGGCUUCCUGCUGCCCUGCAUCAUCAUCAUCACCUCAUACUCAUACAUCUACUAUAAGGCACGACAGAGUUCAGCCAAUCUGUUGGCACAACGCAGAAACAAUACCACGGAGGACUCCAGGAAGACCAAGUGAGCCCAGCUGCACUGAUGCUACUGCAUCCACUCUACUGGGCCCAGUACUGCAUCAAUAUCUUCAUCUAUGUAUUCAUGAAUAAGCAGUACAGGGAUGCUUAUGUCAACUACAUCUCACAGUGGUGGCCAGACUUUAA
Messenger RNA from Scylla paramamosain (green mud crab), 1538 nucleotides. RefSeq names its product protein trapped in endoderm-1-like. The transcript has 7 exons. The record is from RefSeq and is a predicted model, not a curated record. Lineage: Eukaryota; Metazoa; Arthropoda; Malacostraca; Decapoda; Portunidae. Gene Ontology annotation, molecular function: G protein-coupled photoreceptor activity. Bases 692 to 1402 code for a protein of 236 amino acids. Gene Ontology annotation, biological process: phototransduction; G protein-coupled receptor signaling pathway; cellular response to light stimulus. Gene Ontology annotation, cellular component: plasma membrane.